Molecule: messenger RNA, 1781 nt
Organism: Tachysurus vachellii
Lineage: Eukaryota; Metazoa; Chordata; Actinopteri; Siluriformes; Bagridae
Exons: 3
Coding region: 26-745 (239 amino acids)
Source: RefSeq, a predicted model, not a curated record
GUGCAAUCUUUUACCCGGACUGACCAUGCUCUCAGUCCUUCUCUUCUGCUGGGCAGUUCUCACACUCCACACUACAGCCACAUGUUACCAUCUACAGCAGACAUCCUCCUCACCCUCUGGUGUCAAUGCCAUGGACCCUGAAAUGCACCAGUGGCUUGAAGUAAAAACCUAUUUCAUCAGGAAGAAAGGCAACAAAAGAGCUCAGAAACCUGUUCUUCGAGGUUCGGAAGGCAACUUUAACUACAGGAAGGACCAGAAUAAAAACUGUUUCUCAGGCUUCAACAUGAAAAAUCAUGCUUUCUUAUGCUUGGACCCCAAAGGAAAAUUAUAUACCUCGGUAUUCGUCAGCAAAGAGGCCUGUCGGUUUCUCCGUGUCAAAAGACAUAAAUACUACGAUGUGUUUCAGUCCUGCAGGGGUGAUGUGCUGAUGGUCAAACAUCGCCACGUCAAUGCAUACGCGCAUAAUUUACCGAAGCUGUCCAACUUUGUCUUCUCAAAGCGACACAAAAAACGAACGCACCAUAGAAAGAGACGCAGUUGGCACACUGAUCCGUCCGACCCUUUAGGAUCCGAGUAUCCGCAUUUAAGCGCCACGAAAAACUGGAGAAGUGACCCGGGGCACGGCGGUAAUGUAUCGAAGGAGACCAUUACUUCAGUAGAUGAUCCUUUACAGGUGUUGCUGUCACAUAGUGCACGAACUCCUACUCUGGAAAAACAUGGAGAAAACAAAAAAGUCAGGUUCUAGGUGAAGUAUCACCAUCUUUCCCUACCUUCAAGGGAUUGCAUUUCACUGUGUAUUGAAUCUAUUGUGGGUUGUACCACGGUGUACUGAUCAUUUUAGCCCACCGUGAUGUUUUAACUGCAAAACAAAGCACAGGUUUGUUCAUGAUCAUUUAUAUUUUAUCAGCUGGAGCCUCCGGUGUCAGUAAUUAUAACAUUACGCUGUAUUGUAUGUACUGUUUUAUAACCUGGGAAAGGCUUUAUAACAGAGAGCUUUGUGGUUUCUCACAUGAUGAGAGCAAAAGAGAGACUGGUAAUGAAAUAACUAUUUAUAGCUAAUAUAACUUGUUUUAUGGACAUUCAACAAUAUUAUAGAUAACUACAACUGGAUAAAAUGUACAUGUUCUUUAAUAACUAAAAAAGCAAGAGUUAGUGUUAGUUUGUUGGUGUUGGUCAGGACAAUAAUCAACCUCAGGGUUGUAAAACUAACUCAGCUACACGUCAGGCCGCAUCACACCAUUCUGUUAUUGAUCAUCUCCCAGUAACAGUCUUUUAUUUCUUAGUUAUCUGCUGUACAACUGCUGCAUAAGAUGUGACGUGACAUGACAAGUCUUUUCCUAAGAAAGUCAGCACGUGUCCUUUCACCUAAUUUAAUAAGUUAACAGUUAAACAGCAUCAAAGUUUCAUGUUAUCAGAGUGCAGGUCAUUUAUGACGAUUCUAGAGUAAUGGUCAUGGGCUACAUCACUGAAAGUGAAAAUCGAUUUUUCUGAGAAUUAUAGAUAUUAUUUGUACUCAAUUUAUGGAUUUUUUAGUUUUGUUUCUGACUCUUGUGAGAUAUGUAUGGUUUAUUUUAACCAUAAAUUGUUUUUGUGUAUUGAUAUUUCUACUAAUAUUUCUGUUUUAUUAUAAAUUAGUCAAAUGGUGCUGGACACUUCUGCAUACUUAUUUAUUUUUGUGUUUAUAUAAUAUUUUAUACUUAACUUAACGUCUUAUAAGUCAUAUGAUUUACAGUAUGUCUGUCAGCAUUUAAUGUAUGUAUUUGACCUUUGUUUUUUUUAAA